Molecule: messenger RNA, 11974 nt
Organism: Gorilla gorilla gorilla (western lowland gorilla)
Lineage: Eukaryota; Metazoa; Chordata; Mammalia; Primates; Hominidae
Product: protein FRG1-like
Exons: 3
Coding region: 8473-9594 (373 amino acids)
Cellular component (GO): nucleolus; striated muscle dense body; catalytic step 2 spliceosome
Molecular function (GO): actin filament binding
Source: RefSeq, a predicted model, not a curated record
AAAUAGCUGCUUUAUUAGAUGCAGUAAAGCAGGGGACAUAGAAGCACAAAGUAAAACAGCAGGAGAAGAAGAAAUGAUCAAGAUUUGGCUGCCAUGUUCUUUUCGUGCCUGUUUUAACAGAGUCUCAGUCAUAGCCUGCCUUCAUCUCUGAAGGGACCAGGCGACCCACCGAGUGCCUCGGCAGCCUUGUUAUUGCAUGCAAUCUUCACAGACAAGAUCUCACUGCAACCAGCUUUCUACAGGAGCACAAGUGUGACAUUAUACUGAUGACAUCAUUCUCAGAGAAAAUUCAUUUUACGCACUAAGGACACACAGAUACAAGGAGGCUUACACAAAGGGAAUGGAUCUUUCCCCAACACAGCAGUGCAAGCCCCUGCCACUUUGCUUCAAUUCCUGAAAAUUCCUUGCAUCAGGGCAGUGAUUGCUGACCACAUACUGGACCCUCUGGAAACAGAGGGCUCUGCAUCCAUGUCCACGAGCCUUCAUGCCCAUCUGGCCAUCAGGCCUUGGGAAGCAGCACCCCACAGCCUUGGCACAGCUGCAGAGACCUCCUUGCCUCAGGAUGGAGUCAAACCUGGACCCCCUGCCAUUCUCAUCUGCAGGAAACACUGGCCUCCUUCAUCCUCAGGCUGUGUUGCUGGAAGUCACCCAUCUCCGAGGCCCCUUGGGAUUGACUGAGUGACCAGCAGUGAAGUUCAUCCACCUUCUGAAUGGAUGCCAUCAUCUGACGUGAUGGAGCUCAGUGUGUUGUUGCUGCGGUCUUCCCUCCCUUAGCCAGGAUGUCCCUGAUAAAGGAUGACACCCAAGCCUCAGCACAACUGGCCAAACUUGAGGUGGUCAUCUCAGCACUGAUGCCAGGCCAACAAUUAGCCCCAUUUGUACAUUUUUACAAAUUUUUGGCAAUUGCCAAGAAUUAUCCACCUUCCCUCCCCAUUGAAUUAAAGAAACUUCUUGCCUCAUGGAUACUCAGAAUACAAUCAAGGUAACAGAUGCCUUUUUUAUAACGAAGGACACAGUAUGGAUCUCACAGGGACACUCCUUAUCCCCUGCAGAGUUCCUGACACUACUGAUGGUGACCAAGGCAACAUUUCCUCAGAAAACACAGUGCUAGGCUUGUGAAAGUGUCUAGUAGGGCUUCCACUGCCCCUAUAGGCUGCAGGCAGCUGCUUUAGUUGAGAGAUAGACUGAGCUCCUCAAAGAAUUCCUAUUUAAGUUACAAAGCAGCGAGUGGAUGCCCUGCUGGGUUCCACUGUUGCCACAGGCUUUGAUUACUCUAAGUUCAUGCUUCUUAGGAAAGUGCACUUUUUACACCAAUGCUACACAGUUCCCUCAGUUGCCUUUACUGGACAUCAAAGAGUUCACAUUUUUGACAACCGUUCAGUCCUGGACUGUCCAAGGGGUGGAGCUAGCUCAGUACAGGAAGCUGCCUGCUGCGUGUGGAUCAGUAAUAUCAGACUUGCGCAACAACUCACUGGAGACAUGAAAACCAAUGCAUGAGGGAUGCAUGACGUCACCCAAAUAAUUAUGAACACUCUUGUGCUGCCAGAGACCCCAGAUCUCUAAACCAAUGCAUGGGGAAUGCAUGAUAUCACCCAAAUAUUUACAAACACGCUUAUUCUGCCAGAGACCCCAGAUCACUUUUCCUGCCUCCUGCUAAAUAAAUGGGGGCAGUAGCUUUGCAUCGGCUUCCACAUUACAUUACUCAUAACUGUGGCCUUCGUAAUCUCUUAUGUCCCUAAACACUUAUUACAAUGUCUCAGCAGCUUUCGCUCAGCCUCUCAAAAUAUUAGUCAUCACGAAAAUAAAUGUCUGAUGUUAAAGCAUCAGGGGUCAAUUGUAUUGUGACACCUAAAAUUUCAUGCAGCACCCCACCAUGUCCUCAGCCUAAUGGCUUUCAUGCCCCCACCAGACUGCAAAACUCUGAAUUAGUCAAGCACAUCCCUGAAGGGACGAGGGGUUACCCCACCCUCUGAUUUCUACCAAGCCUGCCUCCCACACCAUCUGUUCCAGAGAGCAACCCUGGGUAGACCUGCAUAAAUGCAGUGUCAUCCCCCACUGGGCUGAGUAUGUGUGAGGAGUAAAUUACUGGGGAUUUCGUCUGCUCAGUGUUUGUUUUGUCUGCAGCCAUUCCCAGAAUUCUAGGGCAAGACUAGCUUCUUCACCAAUAGGGUGAACAGGAAGGAACCCGAGUGGGAAUUGCGUUUUUAAAAAAAUCCCUUCCCACCCUCUUAAUUACGUAAUGCAUGCAUUUUUAUAGCUUUUUUGCUCAUUCCAUUACCUGAGGUAAGCCACUGAUAUUUAACCCCUCCUUAGCCUCGGAGGAGGGCAGAGGAGCACUGGUCAUAUUGAUUUCGCUAGCGGUGACAUGAUUUCCUCCUGUGCCACUCAAAUUCUCUCCUUCUUUAACUUGAUGCUCAGUAGGUUGUGUUUCUCUCAUCUUUGCAGAUUGUUAGGAAGAUGAGAAUCAGCUUUCAUUUUUGGUGUUGCCAUAGAGAAGACUCCAUGGUAAUCUUUCUUUGCACAAUCAACUUUUUCUUUUCCCCCAGAAAUUGCAAAUUCUUAUGUGAGAGAUAGCUUUCUGGAGUCUGCAAACAUAGAUUAUCAUCUCUGUUUUGAUGGUAAAUUUCUUAUAUCCCCACCAACAAUGAAAUACUUACAUAUCAUUUUGGCAUGUCAUAUUGAUUGCCAACUACACGUAAGAACAUUCCUUGAUUUUAAAUCUAGACUAAUUAUGAAAAUUAAGGUAGUCCCAAAAAAUUAUUGUGUACAAAUUUAUAGACCUUAGGAUUAAAUGAGUUACUAUUAACUAAUAUUUAUUGUGCAGUCAGUGUAUGGCAGAAGCUUACUAUGUACUAUUUCAUUUUAUACUUAAAACAAUAUUCUAUGCAAAAUGCUAUAAUUUCCCCAUGCCUCCAAUUUGGACAUGAUAAAACUGGGUCUCGUAAAGUUUUCAACCCAGAGUUCUCUGCAUAGUAAGAAGUAGAAGUAAGUCUAAACCUAAGUCAUCUGAUUUCAGAGCCCAUAUAGUUAAAUGCUCUAAAUGCAGCUUCCCAUGGUGAUGGUGACUAUGAGAGCCUGUCACAUGAUGUAGGACAGUGCUUCCCUGUAACGUGUGCAAGAUUCCUGUGAUGAUGGUGACUGUGAGAGCCUGUCACAUAUGAUGUAGGACAGUGCUUCCCUGUAACGUGUGCAAGAUCCCCGUGAUGAUGGUGACUAUGAGAGCCUGUCAGAUACAAUGCAGGACAGUUCUUUCCUGUAACAUGCACAAGAUUCCCGUGAUGAUAGUGAUUAUGAGAGCCUGUCACAUAUGAUGUAGGACAGUGCUUCCCUGUAACAUGCGCAAGAUUCCCCUGAUGAUGGUGACUAUGAGAGCCUGUCAGAUACGAUGUAGGACAAUGCUUCCCUGUAACAUGCACAAGAUUCCCAUGAUGAUGGUGACGAUGAGAGCCUGUCACAUAUGAUGUUGGACAGUGCUUCCCUGUAACAUGAGCAAGAUUCCCAUGACUGUGGUCAUGGGAAUGGUGACUAUGAGAGCCUGUCACAUAUGAUGUAGGACAGUGCUUCUCUGUAACAUGCGCGAGAUUUCCGUGAUGAUGGUGACUAUGAGAGCCUGUCACAUAUGAUGUUCGGCAGUGCUUCCCUGUAACAUGCCCAAGAUUCCUGUGAUGAUGGUGACUGUGAAAGCCUGUCACAUAUGAUGUUGGAUAGUGCUUUCCUGUAACAUACACAAGAUUCCCAUGAUGAUGGUGACUAUGAGAGCCUGUCAGAUACUAUGUAGGACAGUGCUUCCCUGUAACAUGCACAAGAUUUCCAUGAUGAUGAUGACUAUUUGAGCCUUUCACAUAUGAUGUAGGACAGUGUUUCCCUGUAACAUGCACAAGAUUGCCCUGAUGAUGGUGACUAUGAGAGUCUAUCACAUAUGAUGUGUGCCAGUGCUUCCCUGUAACACGUACAAGAUUCCCGUGAUGAUGGUGACUAUGAGAGCCUGUCUGAUACGACGUAGGACAGUGCUUCCCUGUAACAUGCACAAGAUUCCCGUGAUGAUGGUGACUAUGACAGCCUGUCACAUAUGAUGUAGGACAGUGCUUCCCUGUAACAUGCACAAGAUUCACCCUGGAAUCUUAUUAAAAUGCAAACUCAUAGACCACACUUUGACUAGCUAAGACAAGAGCAUUUAAAUGGAUGUCCAGGUGACAGUGCUAAGAUCCUACUGUUCAUGUGGGCACUGGCUCACCAUAUGAACAAAACUUAGGACCUCCAGUUCCUGCUGGAAAAGAAAUACAGAUAUAUAGGAUGUGACUGUGCAUAUGGAAUAUCUGUUGUGUUCUCGACAUUGUACUAGACACUAGAGAUAAAAAUUCAAAUAUCCCUUGCCUCUUUCUGAAAGGAGCUUCCUACACAGUGGCUUCUGACUGCAGUGUAUAUUUUCUCUUCUGUCCUGGGUGGGUGAGCUCUAUCUCAAUGUUGGUAACUGAAUACUGACCAGUGGGUUUGACGGGGGAGAUCAUAGCUGGCUGCGCUCCCACAUAGCUAUGACCAUAGCAUAUCUCGUGAUGCCAUUUCCCCCUUGUCAAAAGGCUCCCUCCAGUAUCAUACACACUCUUCAUGAUUAUAAAUUCUUCCUCCUUCCACUAAAUGUUCCCAAAUUUUGCAAAGAUAAAAACAUAAACCACAUUCUUGUCAUAUUAGUUAUAUAUUAACGAUGAAAGUUCCUUACUUUUCUUUCUUUUUUUUUUUUUUGUGACGGAGUAUCGCUCUGUCCCCAGGCUGGAGUGCAGUGGUGCGAUCUGGGUUCCCUGCAAGCUCCGCCUCCCGGGUUCAUGCCAUUCCCCUGCCUCAGCCUUCCGAGUAGCUGGGACUACAGGGACCCACCACCACACCUGGCUAAUUUUUUUGUAUUUUUAGUGGAGACGGGGUUUCACCAUGUUAACCAGGAUGGUCUUGAUCUCCUGACCUUGUGAUCCGCAAGCCUCGGCCUCCCAAAGUGCUGGGAUUACAGGCAUGAGCCACCACACCCAGCCCAAGUUCCUUACUUUUCAUGUGUUUAAUAUUUUUUCCCAAUUUAUAGAAUAUAUUAAGAAUAAAUUUUAGCCAUGCAAAUCUAUUACAAACUUCACGAUAUACUUUGCUAUUUUUAUAUUUCUUAUACUCUUAUAAAAUGUGUGUUCUGGACUCAAGUUGGCUUCCAUUUCUUCCCUCUGGCUUCUAUUACUUUAGGCUAUGAGCAGAGAUGGACGAGGUGGCUACUGUAAUGGAUCAAGGCUAUGAGCAGAGAUGGAUGAGUCAUCGGCUGUAAUGGAUUAAGGCUAUGAGCAUCUUGUGAAGUAGGAUGUUAAAUAUGUAAAUGUCAGAAUGAAUCCAAACUUAACAAUUCAAAAUUGGAUUGUAAAACAGCUCAAAAAAGACUGAAAACACAGCUCUACACUUUAGGAGGCUGAGUCAGGCAGAUUGCUUAAGUUCAAGAGUUGGAGACAAGUCUAGGAAACAUGGAAAAACCGUCUCAACAAAAAAAUAAUAUAUUUCUAAUGAGCUGAGUAUGGUGGUAUGAGCCUGUGGUCUCAGCUUUUCAGGAGGCUGAGGUGAGAGGAUUGCUUGAGCCCAGAAGGUAGAGGCUGCAGUGAGCUCUGAUCACGCCACUGCAUUCCAGCCUAGGUGACAGAGUGAGACCUGUCUCAAAAACAAACAAAAAUAACAAACAAAAACAGCUCUAAACGAAAGUGGCUAGAAAAGUAGCUCAAGUUGUUCCUGUCUGGUUAAAUAGAAACAUAAAUGAAUUACUUAUGUGCCCCAGUGGCUUCAUAAUGCUGAGAGCAAAGUCAAUUAUUCUAGCAGGUUCUAGAAAACUUAUAUCAUGGGGUUCAAUGAAAAUAUCAAAUCAUAAAUAUAAUAAUCAAAUCUGAAAGUGAAUCUAGUUUCAAAGACCUCAAAAGCCAGUGUUUAGGUAGCUCUUUUCCGAUAGAGACAAGGGAUUAUUUGACUUCUUAUCUCUGUUGUCUAGCACAAUGCCCAGAACACAACAGAUAUUCCAUAUGCACAGUCACAUCCUAUGUAUGUGUAUUUCUUUUCCAGCAAGGACUAGAGGUCCUAAGCUUUGUUUAUAUGGUGAGCCAGCGCCCAAAUGAUUAGCAGAAUCUUAGCACAGUCACCUACACACUCAUUUCAAUGCUCUGGCCCCUUAUCCAAGCUAGUCAAAGUGUGGUCUAUGGUUUUUCAUUGCAAGGGAUCCCCGGGUGAAUCUUGUGUCUGUCAAAGGAGGAGAAGCACUGCCCUCAAAAUAUAGAAAAGGUGAACUAAUUUAUCCAGGCAGCCUGGCUAUUUAUUCAUGUAUUUAUUUAUCUUGUUGAUGGGAAGAUUCAAAUUGACAUACACAAUCACCCUCAUAAGGAUUUCAGGUAAAAAACAAACAAAGGUUUAGAUAUCAGAUGUGUUUUACAAUUACCGCACCAGUCUUUUUAUUACAGAAUCUAGUAGCAUAUUUCCAAUAAAUCUAGGUGAAAAUUUCUAUCUCAUGAGCCUUCUGUCAGUAUUUUUAAAAUUGGAUACUCUAUUAGUGGCCAAAUUGAAUCUCUUACAGACAUCUCACUCAAACUGUAUUCAUACUUUCCAAUAGGCCCCAUAAAAAUCCUUCUUCUGGAGCAAUCUAAUAUAUUUAUCCACCUCUUUAGACACUUAGGUAAGUAUAAUACAAGUUUUUGUGUGUGUGUGUGUGUGUGUAGUGUGUACCUUGUGGACUUUUGUCCAGUUUCUGCAACACCUGACGCUGAGGCAAGUUUAAUGUAAAUAACGUCCAGCAAUGUUAGAAAUGUUGACUUUUAUUUGCCCAUCAGGGAAAAAAAGGUGAAUGUUAUUGUAGAGGAAAUUUUCAUUCUGGAAAAAAUGCCUACUGUUUGAAUAUUACUUUCAUGCUUUCCACAGAUAUUAUACACAGAUAUUAUAUUGCAAGGAUUAUGUUUCAAAGUCAUCAAAAAUAGAAAAUACAUUUUAUAUUUCUAGCUGAAAAUAAGAACAGUAAUUAGCCUACCUUUGGGGAAAUGUGAUAAAAAUACUAAUGACCAUCACAACUCAUUAAAAGCAUAAAAUGUGCAAUGAUUUAAACUACAUGUUAUUUCUAUGAAUCUGCGUAGAAAUGUAGACACAUUUGAUAAAUGCCAUUUAAAGUCUGAGUGCUUUGGUAAAUGAUUCAUCUAUAGGUUGAAGGGAUUACUUUUAUCUGCCUUCAUAGUGAGAAUUAGAUUUCUGUUCUUUAUAAAGCAGGGAAUACAGAUUGUGCAAGGAGUAAAAGCAUUCAAUCCUUAUUAAUAAUGAUGGUAGCUGAGCUGCAGAAAAGAAAGCCUGUCAGAGUAACGUGUUCAGUUUUACAUCAUAAUCAGAGUGUGUCCAUCUCUGUUGAAGGCAGAAUUAAAAACGCCUUCAACAUUUUUAAAAUAAUAGAUGAAAAACAUCUCAAAGUCACUUUUAAAAUUUGAAUUGACGAUUCCACAUAACAGGAAAAGGACCAGGAACAUCUUAAAUACUUCACGAUGGAAGUGAUGUUUUAAGUGUAAUUUCAUCAAGGAGAAGUUUUUCCAGAAAGUCUUUUGACCUCAGUAAGAAGCUUAUUUACUCUGGUAAAUAGUUUCUAGUAAGAUGAGAAAGACUUGAUUUUUUAAAAACAAUUAAAAAUUUACAUUGUUUAAUCUAAUGUUGUGAUUUCGAAAGUACUACUUUUGCUCUUAUAGUUACGCAUGUGUAUUUAUAUGCAUUUUCUUGGUUCAUUCAAACACCAAUAAAAUACUUUACUAUCCAGGCCCCUUAAAAGCCAAAUUAAUUUCUAAAAGUGAGGAUUGUAUGUAUGCUGUGAGGUGUGCGCAGGUGUAUGCGUAUGAUGUGUAUGUAUGGUGUGUGUAUGUGGUCUGUGUGUGUAGUAGGUUCAUGGGGUAUGUAUGUGUGUGGUGUGUAUUGUGGGUGCUAUGUGUAUAUACUGUGUGUAGUUUGUGGGUGGUGCAUGGUGUGUAUAUGUGCUGUGUUUGUGGUGUAUGUGUGGUGUGUGUAUACUAUGUGUGGUGUGGUGUGCGUGUGAUAUGCGUGUGUGCAGUGUGUGGUGUAUGUGAUGUGUGUGUAUGUAUGGUGCUGGGUGUGUGUGCACUGUAGUGUUUGAUGUGUGAUGAGUGUAGAAUGUGUGGUGUGUGUGUGCACAGUGUGUGUGUUGUGUGUAUGUGAUGUGUGUUCUCUGUGUGUAUGGUGCUAUAUAUAAGUGUGCAGUGUGUGGGGAGUAUGUGUGGGGUGUGUGUUUGAUGUGUGUGGGGAGUAUGGGGUGUGUGUGGUGCUGUAUGUGUAUGUUGUGUGUGUAGUAGAUUCACGUGUGGUGUAGUGUGUGCAGUGUGUGGGGCAUAUGCGUGUGUGCACAUUGUGCAGUGUGUGGUGUGGGGAUGUGCGUGCGUGUGCACAUGGUGUGUGUGCAGUGUGUGUGGUGUCUGGGGUGUGUGUGUGCACAUGGUGUGGUGUGUGUGGUGUAUCUGGGGUGUGUGUAUGUGCACCUGGUCUGUGUGCAGUGUGUGUGGUGUGUGUGUGGGUGUGUGCGUGUGCACAUGUGUGUGCAAUGUGUGGUGUCUGUGGUGUGUGUGCGUGUGCACGUGGUGUGUGUGCAGUGUGUGUGGUGUGGGUGUGUGUGCGUGUGCACGUGGUGUGUGUGCAGUGUGUGUGGUGUGGGUGUGUGUGCCUGUAUACAUGGUGUGUGUGCAGUGUGUGAUGUCUGUGUGUGGUGUGUGUGCGUGUGUACAUGGUGUGUGUGCAGUGUGUGUGGUGUGUGGGCGUGUGUGUGCGUGUAUGCAUGGUGUGCUGUGUGCAGUGUAUGUCGUGCCUGUUUGGUGUAUGUGUGGGGCAUGUGUGCUUGUGUACACGGUGUGUGUGGCGUGUAUGUGGUGUGCACAUGUACACAUGGUGUGGCAUGUGCAGUGUGGUGGGUUGUGUGUGCAGUGUGUGGUGUCUGUGUGUGGGAUGUGUGUACACAUGGCGUGGUGUGUGCGGUGUGUGGUCUGUGGGGUGUGUGCGUGUGCACAUGAUGUGUGCGUGCAGUGUGGUGUCUGUGUGGGGUGUGUAUGCGUGCACAUGGUGUGUGUACAGUGUGUGUGUGGUGUGUGUGCCCAUGGUGUGUGUGCAGUGUGUGGUGUCUGUGGUGUGUGCAUAUGCACAUGUGUGUGCAAUAUGUGGUGUGUUUGUGCACAUGGUGUGUGUGCAGUGUGUGGUGUCUGUGUGAUAUGUGUUCAUGUGCUCAUGGUGUAUGUGCAGUGUGUAUGGUGUCUGAGUUGUGUGUGUGUGCACAUGGUGUGGUGUGUGCAGUGGGUAUGGUGUCUGUGUGGUGUGUGUAUGUGCAUUGUGUGUGGUGUCUGUAUGGGGUGUGUGCCUGUGCACAUGGUGUGGUGUGUGCAGUGUGUGUGGUGUCUGGGGUGUGUGCAUGUGCAGAUGCUUAUGUGCAGUGUGUGUGGUGUCUGUGUGCGCACAUGGUGUGUGUGCAGUGUGUGUGGUGUCUGGUGUGUGUGUGUGCACAUGGUGUGGUGUGUGCAGUGUGGGGUGUGUGCAUGUGCACAUGGUGUGUGUGGAGUGGGUGUGGUGUGAGUGGGGUGUGCAUGUGCACAGGGUGUGUGUGCAGUGUGCGUGGUGUCUGUGUGUGCAUGCGCACAUGGUUGUGCAGUGGGUGUGCUGUGUGUGCAGUGCGGGGGUUGUGUGCGUGUGCACAUGGUGUGUGUGCAGUGUUUGUGGUGUCUGGGGUGUGUGUGCCUGUGUGUGGGAUGUGUAUACGUGUGUGUGGGGAAAAGAAAGAAAUCAGACUGUUACUGUGUCUAUGUAGAAAGAAGUAGACAUAAGAGACUCCAUUUUGUUCUGUACUAAGAAAAAUUCUUCUGCCUUGAGAGGCUGUUAAUCUGUAACCCUACCCCUAACCCUGUGCUCACAGAAACAUGUGCUGUGUCGAGUCAAGGUUAAAUGGAUUAAGGGCUGUGCAGGAUGAGCUUUGUUAAACAAAUGCUUGAAGGCAGCAUGCUUGUUAAGAGUCAUCACCACUCCCUACUCUCAAGUACCCAGAGACACAAAACACUGCGGAAGGCCACAGGGACCUCUGCCUAGGAAAGCCAGGUAUUGUCCAAGGUUUCUCCCCAUGUGAUAGUCUGAAAUAUGGCCUCGUGGGAAGGGAAAGACCUGACUGUCCCCCAGCCUGACACCGAUAAAUGGUCUGUUCUUGGGAGGAUUAAUAAAAGAGGAAUGCCUCUUUACAGUUGAGAUAAGAGGAAGGCAUCUGUCUCCUGCUCCUCCCUGGGCAAUGGAAUGUCUGGGUGUAAAGCCCAAUUGUAUAUUCCAUUUACUGAGAUAGGGGAAAACCUCCUUUGGGCUGGAGGUGGGACAUGCUGGCAACAAUACUGCUCUUUAAGGCAUUGAGAUGUUUAUAUGAACAUCAAAAACACAGCACCUUUUUCUUUACCUUGUUUAUGAUGCAGAGACAUUUGUUCAUAUGUUUUCCUGCUGACCCUCUCUCCACUAUUACCCUAUUGUCCUGCCACAUCCCCCUCUCAGAGAAAUGCCCGAUAAUGAUCAAUAAAUACUAAGGAAACUCAGAGACUGGUGCCGGCGCGGGUCCUCCUUAUGCUGAGCGCCAAUGCCCUGGGCCCACUUUUCUUUCUCUAUACUUUGUCUCUGUGUCUCUUUCUUUUCUCAAGCGUCUUGUUCCACCCGAUGAGAAACGCCCACAAGUGUGGAGGGGCAGGCCACCCCUUCACAUGUGCACAUGGUGUGUGUGCUGUUUGUGUGGUGUCUGUGUAUGGGUGGUGUGUGUGUGUGCACAUGGUGUGGUGUGUGCAGUGUGUAUGUUAUGAGUGAUUGCUUCUCUUAGCAUGUGGACAUCAGUCUUCAAGACCAGCUUUCUCCAUGUGUCUGGGAACAUAAGAAACAAGUUUCUGCAAUAAUUUUUACACAGGUUUUCCAGAGAGGGACCAAAUCUCUGUCGUGAGUGGGUAUCUGCGCCUUUGCAGGAGGGAAUGUGAUGUCCUGGCUUGGCUCACACCUUCUGAGGGCUUAGGCAGUUUUCCUGCUGGAUCCCUCACUGUGGCCAGAGAGGGAGGGCUCUGUUUCACCACAGGGAACCAGAAGAGGACUGGUGCGUGGGAAGACCAGGUAAUCAUAAUGGUAUUAAUAAUAGUGGUAAUAAUACUGUUUUAUACAUUGUAUAUGUCAUAAGGAUUUUAAAUUUCAUGUAACAUAAUUGUUGUAAAAAUGUCCCCAGUGUGUUUUGUGCUAUUUGCGUGGUGUUGAAAUAUGUAAGAAUUUACAUUUUAGGUACAUUAGGUUUAUUCCUUUUUAUAUGGUUUCUGUUUGAAAUUUUGAUUUUAGAAGACAUUCAUUCUCAAGGUCAUAAAACACACACACAUCUAAUUUUCUUUUCUCUCUCUCUUUUUUUACAUUUAAUACUGGAAUUAACUUUUAUGUAAGGUGUGGGACAAUGAUUCAAUUCUGUCAUUUUAUAUUCUCAAAUCAUUACCCAAUAUUUUAAUACCAUAAAUGGAACAAUCGCUCUGUUUUGUGGGUUUAAAAUGUUACCCUGUUACUAGAUAAAAUUACACUCAAUUUCUGUGUUUUUAAUUCCCUUUCAUUAAUGUGUUUAUUUUUGUGCCAUUUCAAAUUUAAUUUUGAAUAGUGACAAUAAUCUAAAAUAUCUUAUAGUAAAUUUUAUAAUAUUGGCUCUCAUUGUGUGUAUGUUCAAUAUAUGGACUUAAAAUCACAUGUUCUUGUUCAAAAAUAUUUUUCUUGGAAUUUUUAUUGGAAUUUGAGCAUAUUUUUAAAUGCUUUACAGCAAACUAAAGAGCUAAUAUUAUUGAGUCCUCUCAUCCAGAAUGUGACAUGCAAAUUCCUCAAACCUCCCUUAAUGCCAUUUAGUCAGAAUUAAUAUGUUAAAUCAAUAUAAAUUAGUAUAAAUGAGUAUAAAUAAUGAGUAAAAUAAAUUAAUGUG